AUGGAGAAAAAAAAAAUGUCAACCAGAAAUAUUAAUAAUAAUAUAAGUAGCAAUGUCAAUAAUAAUAUGAAUAAUAAUGUAAGUAAUAAUGGAAAUAAUAAUGGAAAUAAUAAUAUGAAUAAUAAUAUGAAUAAUAAUGUGAAUAAUAACCCAAAUAACAAUUUAAAUGAUAAUAUGAAUAAUAAUAUGAAUAAUAAUGUGAACAAUAAUAUGAACACUUGUCAAAACGGAAACUUUUAUGGGGCUUAUAGUAAACAGAGCAAAGAUAUGUCUUUAGCCUUCCAUAAAAAUAGUAUGAACGAAAUAAAUUUAAUUUCUAAAAAUAUAGAUGUAGAUAAAGGAAGUUUUGUAAAAAGUAAUAUAUUUAAUAACAUUUUAAAUGAGAAUAAUAUAUUAUAUAAUGAUAUAAAUAAAGUGAAUUAUGAUGAUAAUAAUAAUAUAAUUUUUGUAAAUGAAAAACAAUAUGAUCGUAUAUUAAAAAGGAGAUUACGUAAAGUCAAACAAGAUAUAGAUAGAAAUAGAAAAGUUCGUGUAUAUAUUAGUAUACAAAAAAAGAAAACAUACCCAGAGUUUUUUUCUUCUAACACAAAUAAUUUCAGUCUUAUAUCACCACAUCGUCAUUCACUUCAUCAUGCUCUUAUAAAUCCACAUUCUCAUCCUUAUCAACUUCCAAUGAAUAAUAAUAUUAAUACAUCAUUAUAUAAUUAUGAUUGGAGUUCAAAUGAUUCCUUUUUUAAAAAAAACAAUGAACAUUCAAAUAGUUUAAUUACACUCUUUGAAAAUAUGAAACCAAUAUUUGAUAAUAAGAAUAAUCAAAACUAUGAUAAUUAUAUCUCACAAAAUAACUUCAAUCCAUAUGCAAAUAAUAAUAUGACAACAAAUGAUGAAUAUAAUAAAUAUAUUAAUAUUUGUGAUAUAAAUAAUAUAAAUCAUCUAAAUAACGUACAAGAAAUAAAUAACUUCCAACAUCUAAAUAGCUUAGACAAUUACAAUAAUAUACAAACAUUAAAUGUAUAUAAUAAUCACAUUAAUAAUAUAAGCGAAUUUACAAAUUCGAUAAGUCCAAAUUAUAAUAUGUAUGAGCAAUAUAAUAAGUAA
Messenger RNA from Plasmodium adleri (nom. inval.), 1098 nucleotides. Its product is annotated as conserved Plasmodium protein, unknown function. The transcript has a single exon. Gene Ontology annotation, molecular function: protein binding. The record is from RefSeq and is a predicted model, not a curated record. The coding region runs from base 1 to 1098 and encodes 365 amino acids. NCBI's taxonomy places the organism in Eukaryota, Apicomplexa, Aconoidasida, Haemosporida, Plasmodiidae.